AUGAAGCUCCUAGUUUUUAUCAUCUUUUUCCUGGCACAGUCAUUGGCUGAAGACUUGAUAAAGUGCGGGACGCAGAAGGAAGGCCUGCAAGUGGGAGAGAAGAUGGAGGGGGGCCUUCAGGCCAAGGUCGGGGCAUGGCCUUGGCAAGUCUCCCUCCUGAAGACGUCCGACUUGGAGCUGUUCUGCGGGGGCUCCAUCCUGAACAAGUACUGGGUCAUCACGGCAGCCCACUGCUUCAAACCGAGGAACAUCGAGGAGCCCGGGACGAUCAAAGUGGGCCUUGGAAUCCACCAGCUGGAUAAACCCAAAGAGUGGACGGUGUACAAGAGCCCGAAAAACAUCUUCGUGGACGAGCGCUUCGACCCCACCAAGGGGAAGCACGACAUCGCCAUGCUGCAGAUGAGGGAGCCCAUGGAGUUCGGGGACUAUGUCAGGCCUGUGUGCUUCCCAGACAACAGCACCUUCGCUCCGGAGGAGUGGGUGUCCUGCCACGUGACGGGCUGGCGCUUCGUCAAUGGGGGCAAGGCGGACGAACCCAGAGUCCUCCGCCAGGCACCCACCCGCCUGAUCCCUAGCAAGACCUGCAACCAGUCCGACUGGUACAACGGCACGGUCGACGAGGGCAACUUCUGCGCUGGCUGGGCGGGCCGGUGCCAAGGGGACGGCGGGGGCCCCUUGGUGUGCCUCCUGCCCAAUUCUGAACGCUGGAUCCUGAUCGGGAUCAUGAGCUGGGGAUCGGGCUGCAAUCUGCCCAAGAGGCCCGUCAUCUAUACUUCCACCAAGCAAAACCUGGACUGGGUGAGGAUGACCAUGGAAGAAAGCAGGAGAGGAUCCGACCUGAAAGAGUUCGGCUCCGAAUCCGAAAUCAGAACCAGAAUGCUUUCCUCCAAGGCACGGAUCCGCAGUGGAUGUGGCGUCUUCGGGACCCUGCUUCUCAACCUGAGCUCCUUCAUCCCGGUUCUUCUGAUUGGAUAA
Acipenser ruthenus (sterlet) is the source of this 975-nucleotide messenger RNA. RefSeq names its product serine protease 27-like. Lineage: Eukaryota; Metazoa; Chordata; Actinopteri; Acipenseriformes; Acipenseridae. The record is from RefSeq and is a predicted model, not a curated record. Bases 1 to 975 code for a protein of 324 amino acids. Gene Ontology annotation, biological process: proteolysis. The transcript has a single exon. Gene Ontology annotation, molecular function: serine-type endopeptidase activity.